UUGAAAUGUCCAAAACAAAAUUCAAUGUUUUUUGAUUAAUCAUAAUCAAAGAUGUUCAAAGCAUAUAAAAUACCGAAAAUAUUGAUUAAUUUCACGUAGCCAUGCCAUAAAAAGGUUUAUUUUUGACAUGCGAUACUUAGAGUGAAAUGCUCCAAGCAGAAAUCUUAUCAACCUGUUAUCAAUGAAUUGGCAAAUUCGUAGCAAAACUCAUUGAAACUAUGGAAGUGGUGAGAGUAUUGGGAGAAGAUGCCUUGGAUGCUGUGCCGGGGGAUAACGUGACCGAUCCUAAGGUGCCCAUAAUUGAACUGCUAGAUGAUGAAACCAGUCAGACUCAGUCAAACAGACCGCAAAAUUCGUCUAUCUACACAAUGGCGUGUGACGAGAGUCUGAUGAAUAGGCAGGUGGAGCAAUGGAUGGGCAAUCUCUCGCCCACACAAACCACGGGAAUCCAAGGGAGCAGGCCAACGUUGAUGCAGCGCUCUACCCUGGUAACAGACAUGGAGGCCCCGUUUCCUGACACCAGCGUGUGGCACAUGCUGGCUCUCAUGACACAGCUACUCAACAUCGCCGCCACUAGCCAGUGGAGAUGCUCCCAAAAUGCUGUACUGAACUUCAUGGAGUUGAUAUCGUCUCAAAUGGCUAGAGCAUGUAGCCGCCUGCGGUGUAACACUGAAAGCCUAUUUCAUAGUCAUUUCACAAGGGACAUAUUCGCCACUGCUAUGGACGUAGUCCUUCUUAUCUACGCAAUAGGGUUCCUUAUCAUUUCAGUCUAUCAAGCUGGUAUUGUUCCUAUUAAUUCUUGAAUUAAAAAGUUAAAUGUAAUUUUUCAGUAAUUUACAUCAA
This is a messenger RNA of Maniola jurtina (meadow brown), 843 nucleotides long. RefSeq lists its product as uncharacterized. The record is from RefSeq and is a predicted model, not a curated record. Lineage: Eukaryota; Metazoa; Arthropoda; Insecta; Lepidoptera; Nymphalidae. The coding region runs from base 219 to 803 and encodes 194 amino acids. The transcript has 5 exons.